Hipposideros armiger (great roundleaf bat) is the source of this 1745-nucleotide messenger RNA. It is a transcript of the gene PRSS33, whose product is annotated as serine protease 33. NCBI's taxonomy places the organism in Eukaryota, Metazoa, Chordata, Mammalia, Chiroptera, Hipposideridae. The transcript has 6 exons. The coding region runs from base 1 to 1074 and encodes 357 amino acids. Gene Ontology annotation, biological process: proteolysis. The record is from RefSeq and is a predicted model, not a curated record. Gene Ontology annotation, molecular function: serine-type endopeptidase activity.
AUGUUCCCCUCAGCCCUUGGACCCAGAGAGGUGGAGGUGGGAGAAGGUGGCCGCCAGGGUUCCCGUUGCUCCCUCUCCCACAGGGAGCGCCUCAGCUGGGCCCUGGAGCCGAUGGAGCAGAGGGGACGCCAAGCAGCUGGAGAGGAGGCCAUGGGUGCUCAGGUCGGGGUGCUGCUGCUGGUGCAGCUUCCCUUCCCUGCUUCCUCCUCUAGGAGCUGCUGGGACGCUGGAGUCUGCAGGCCCCCAGUCCUCCGCCCACCCUUGCAGUCCCCCUUGUCCUCUCGCAGCCUGUGGGCAGCCUCGUGUGUCCAGUCGGAUCGUGGGGGGCCAGGACGCCCGGGCCGGAGAGUGGCCGUGGCAGGCGAGCAUCCAGCACCGCGGGGCGCACGUGUGCGGGGGCUCGCUCAUCGCACCGCAGUGGGUGCUGACGGCGGCGCACUGCUUCCCGAGGUCUGCGGGCAAGCCACGAGUGGGGCGCUGCCGACCGAGUACAGCGUGCGCCUCGGGGCGCUGCGCCUGGGUCCUGCCUCGAGGCCCCGCGCUCUGUCGGUGCCUGUGCGGAAGGUGCUGCUGCCCCCGGACUACUUCAAGGACGGGGCCCGCGGCGACCUGGCGCUGCUGAAGCUGCGCCGCCCAGUGCCCCUAAGCGUCCGAGUCCAGCCUGUCUGCCUGCCGGAGCCCGGGGCCCACCUUCCACCCGGUACACCGUGCUGGGUCACUGGCUGGGGCAGCCUCCACCCUGGAGUGCCACUUCCAGAGUGGCGACCUCUACAGGGAGUAAGGGUGCCAUUGUUGGAUUCACACACCUGUGACCGCCUCUACCAUGUUGGUACCAAUGUGCCCCUUGCCGAGCACAUAGUCCUACCGGGGAACCUGUGCGCCGGCUAUGUCCAGGGCCACAAGGAUGCCUGCCAGGGUGACUCCGGGGGACCCCUGACCUGCUUGGAGUCUGGGCGCUGGGUCCUGGUGGGCGUGGUGAGCUGGGGUAAGGGCUGUGCCCUGCCCAACCGUCCAGGUGUCUAUACCAAUGUGGCCACUUACAGACCCUGGAUUCAGGCUUGCCUCAGGCUCUGAUGUGGUGACACUGACCUGGAGUCAGACACUGAGGUCCCUCAGUUACCUGGACCGUCUGAGGACCUGCACAUCCCACUUCUGACUUGAGGCUCAGAAGCCUGCUAAAGCUAAGGGGUCAUCCAUUCAUCCACCUGUCCACCUCCUGCUUCCUCCUUGGGGCUCACCAAAACCGAGCUGCCAUCCCUCACCUAGAAGCCUCCCAGGUGCCGGGAUCUCACACUUCUGCCUUUCUGCUCAUUUACCCUCCUCAGCUGCCGCCAGGGCUGGGCCUGGCACCCAGAGACAGGCAAGCAAGCUAGGGUCUUGCCCGGCCUGUAUGUCCCUCUUUUUCUGAUAGAAGACAGGGAGAUUCGGGUGCAGGAUUCAGCUCCAAGGAGAUGGUUCUCUAUCACUAGCUUUGAAGAUGGGGGGUGGGGGGGUUGUCAUGUGGCAUGGAACUGCAAGCAGCCGCCAGGAGUGGAGGGCAGCCCUGGCUGACAGCCUUCAGGAAAAGGGAAACAUGUUACAACCUCAAGGAACUGAAUUCUUCCCCCAGCCUCCAGGUGAGAGCCUGAUAGGCUAAGCCCUUGAUUUCGGCCUGGUGAGACCUUAGGCAGAGAACCCAGCUGAGCCCACCCAGACUUCUGGCCCAAAGAGCUGUGAUUUAAUAAAUUUGUGUUGUUUUAAGCUGC